Molecule: messenger RNA, 2525 nt
Organism: Hippocampus comes (tiger tail seahorse)
Lineage: Eukaryota; Metazoa; Chordata; Actinopteri; Syngnathiformes; Syngnathidae
Gene: pou3f2b
Product: POU class 3 homeobox 2b
Exons: 1
Coding region: 123-1301 (392 amino acids)
Biological process (GO): brain development; regulation of transcription by RNA polymerase II
Cellular component (GO): nucleus
Molecular function (GO): DNA-binding transcription factor activity, RNA polymerase II-specific; RNA polymerase II cis-regulatory region sequence-specific DNA binding
Source: RefSeq, a predicted model, not a curated record
GCGGGGCGGGGCGGCGCGGAGUCGCAGGUGAGCCUCCGAGUCCACUCGGCAGAGCGCCUGGGAGGGAGCCGACUGUAAGCAGCGGGCGAGAGGAUGCGUGCGUCAAAUGCGAGCUGGUUCUAAUGCGAGCUGCCAGUCCGGCUCCGAGCGUCAUGGCGACCGCAGCGUCUAACCACUACAGCAUCCUCACCUCCAGCGCAUCCAUCGUGCACUCGGAGCCCGGCAGCAUGCAGCAAGCCGCGGCUUACCGGGACGCGCAGAGCCUGUUGCAGAGCGACUACCAACUGCAGGGCAACGGCCACGCGCUGAGCCACGCUCACCAGUGGAUCGCCGCGCUGUCCCACGGCGAGACGGCCCCGUGGUCCUCGGAGCAGGACAUCAAACCGGCGGUGCAGAGCGCCCGGGACGACAUGCACAACUCCAGCAGCAACCUACAGCACCAAUCGCGGGCGCCGUCCCACCUGCCGGUGCACCAGACGGCGCACGGGGGGAACCACCACGACGCCCGGGCGUGGAGGACCACCACGGCGGCGCACAUCCCCAGCAUGGCGACCACCAACGGCCAGAGCUUGAUCUACUCGCAGCCGAGCUUCGGCGUCAACGGGCUGAUCCCGGGGCCGGGCGGCGGCCAGGGGCUGCACCACCACAACCUACGAGACCCUCACGAGGACCACCACAGCCCGCACCUGAGCGAGCACAGCCAUCCGACGUCUCAGCAGCAUCAGCACCAGCACGGCCCGAAUCACCACGACCACUCGGACGAGGACACGCCGACCUCGGACGACUUGGAGCAGUUCGCCAAACAGUUCAAGCAGCGGAGGAUCAAGCUAGGCUUCACGCAGGCGGACGUGGGGCUCGCCCUUGGGACCUUGUACGGGAAUGUGUUCUCCCAGACCACCAUUUGCAGGUUUGAGGCCCUGCAACUCAGCUUCAAAAACAUGUGCAAGCUGAAGCCUCUGUUGAACAAGUGGCUGGAGGAGGCGGACUCCACCUCGGGCAGCCCGACCAGUCUGGACAAAAUCGCCGCACAGGGCAGGAAAAGAAAAAAACGGACCUCGAUCGAGGUCAGCGUCAAGGGGGCUUUGGAAAGCCAUUUUUUGAAGUGCCCAAAGCCCGCAGCCUCGGAAAUAAUCUCCCUGGCGGACAGUCUGCACUUGGAGAAAGAAGUGGUGAGGGUUUGGUUUUGUAACAGGAGACAGAAGGAGAAACGGAUGACGCCUCCCGGAGGAGCUCUGCCGGGGAGCGAGGACGUGUACGGGGACACGCCGCCCCACCACGGGGUCCAGACCCCCGUGCAAUGAGCCCGCUCCGACGGGAUUUGGCCAAGAUUUUGACUUAUUAUCCCCGCCACGCGGUUAUAUAUAAAUCACUGGACUAUAAAACGAUAGUGGGUGUUUUAUGUAUGAUGAAUAGCACUGAGUACGGUCCCCAAAUCUGCAGCGAGAACGAGAGGAGAAGAGGGGGGACGGGACGACCCCUCUCUCAUCUCUCUUCCAGAGCUCAAGGAACAUCAACGUGUGUUCUCUUCUGUUCUGAGGAUACCAGCCGAGCACUGUGAGUCCAUUCGACGCAGUUUCAAGGUGUAGCCCCCCAUUGUGUCAUGGAAUUAUAGAACAGCAGAGGGAGGGGAGGGCACAAGGAUGCCGUUGUUUUCAACGCCAAACGCACGCAUCCGCUCUUCAACGGCAGAAUCUCUUCAACAACACUUUAUCCCCGUGUGUAAAAACAUUACGAUUACAAAAAAAUAACAAGGCAAAGGCGUUUUAGUUGCGUUAGCCCCAUGCAGCAGAGAUGCUCGCUGCUUGAUUGGAUGCUGGGGGCCACUAAAGAGUCGAGCUCAGGGUGAGCAUCUGUCAGCUUUGCAUUCAUUUUAUUGCGCCGAGACAGCAGGCCAUGCAGCUCCUAUAUUUAGGAUAUGAUAACUGAGGUCAGUCAGCGUUUCAUCAUCCAAAACAGACACGUGUCGAUGUAAUAAUUAAGAGAUUGAUGAUUAUAUUUGUGACUCAAACUCAUGGCCGUGGCUGUGAUGUGAUCAGCUAUCGUUAAUAAGAAGAUAAAGUCUUAUAAUGAAUCAAACCACCCCGCCUUUAUUGUCCUUUAGACUCCCAGCUUCCAAAAAGAAAGGACGGACUCUUGAUUUCUACAAUAAUCACAACAUUUGCAACCGCUUUUGUAAAUAAUGUACUCUAAAUGUCAUGGUUCCAUCUUUAUUUUAUUUUUUUCCACUGGGGCACUUUUUGAAAUAAUAUUCCAGAAAUAGAAUUUUUCAAAACCGGUUUCCUUCAUAAUCUACCUGCUGCCUUGUGUCUGUGUGUUAUUUAUCGCUCUCGCAUCCCCGAGUGCAUUUGCUAUAUUUUUUACGUCAUGUAAAUUCCGUUUAAAUCGUUUCAGGAGUUUGAUUCUCUCGCACUAUACUGUUGAAAAUUGUGAAUUCAAUUACAAAUUCGCACGUAUGCUUUAUGAACUCAAUUUUAGAUUAAAAACCAUUCGUGUUUUUAAGAGUUCACACAAAUCAAAGUCAGAGU